UUAGUUGCGCCGAAGACAAUUCACGAGACGGACGUAUCCCUGUUUGUUCCUGCAGAGGCGUUUCGUUGCAUUAUCAGAUUUUGGUUUGAAUCGCUGCCGGAGAAUUCUGAGUGCCUGCCGCAGUGAGACCGAGGCGAGCCGAUCGUGAAGCUUUUGGGGUGAGACACCAAACUUACUUACAGCGUGAGUCACCGGGAGAAUUACAUAAGCUGGAUCGGGUUGUGCUGCGACUUGUUGUUGCCCCAUUCGAUCGGUGACGGCACGCGAAGAAGAACAAAUCCCGCAUUCUGUGCUUUUCGUGAUAAACAAAGUGACAAACCUGCAACGGUUGGAAAACUGUGCGCGCGAUUGUGAAGGCGCGUAGUUUUAUUUUGAAAAAUUAAGAAGAAGAUACAAAAAUCAAUGAAACCUGAUAACAAAUCGAGUGAUCAAGUGUGAUAGAGUAUUCAAACUGGUGAUAUCGGAUAAGAUCGAACGAUCUUAACUUCGAGUGAACGUCAAAUCUCAUGGUAAAAGUUGUGCAAUCAAUCAACGAAGGGAUUUAAACGCGAAAGUGAGAAGGAAGAAACGAACCUGAAAGCAAUCAAAACUGUCAACAACGACUGAAAUCGAGGGACAUCAACGAACUUCAACCAAUCAUCGAAGGGAAAUACGACGCAAUGCUUCGGUUUGCCGCAAUUGGAUGAAUGAAUUGAACAAAUGCGCAAAAAUGACUAAAGCUGUUGGUGAACAACAAAAACAGUGUAUUUGAUAUUGAUCGACGAGGAAAACCAUCGAGAAAACAAGUUUAACAGGAAUCAAGUGAUCCCGAGGAAUUAAUUGCCAAAGUGAGCGGGAUGGAUUGAGCGUUUGCAGUGGAAGAGAGAUAGAAAAACCGGGAAGAAUUUGCGACUUUUGUGCUCCAGCUUUGGUGUGUUUUGUGCUCAUGUGGUUGGUGUUGGGUGUCUAGCAGCAAACAGUGAUCCAACGGGAACUGGUGUGUGACUUGGAGAGCGGGAUUGCUCUUCCCAACAGCAAACGCGAAAUAUAAGAUAUCCGAGGUGAUUUGAAUAAGCUAGAACGCAAUUAUUUUGCCACGUUCCAGAACCGACAGUGUGACAGACGUGUGUUGAGCCCCAAAGUUGCACUUGUGGGUGUGUGUCCGUACAGUUCAUGUGAUCGCAAAAAUUAGCAAUCCCUUCGGUGAGGUGUUAGAAGCGUCAUCUUAUAACCAUCCUCCUUCACCAUGGAGACCUAAUUAACGCACAUCUACUAGAUAUACACUCUGCUGAAGGAUUAUAGCGAGCACCGCUUCGUGAAGACAUCCAAACCAUCACCUAUGGGCCACAAGUGAAGAAAAAGGUAAUCACCAUGGCCGGAACGCAACCACCCCGGAGCGCAACGCCAAACGUCCAGCAGGACUACGACGUAACGCGUAUGCGAGAGGAAGACUUUGAACGGUUGGCCGUGUAUAUCGUGCCGGAUGUGGCCUGCGAAAAGGGUGUCCCGAAUCGGGCGGAAAAAACACUGCCCCGCAGUUUGACACUGAAGCCCUCGUUGGUGCUGUCGACGCCAACGACGACGACUGAGGGAGUAUGGAGCACAGGAGUGAUACCGCGCGGAACCCGUUUCGGCCCGUUCGAGGGUGUCCGGACACCAAGCCAUCCCAGUGACAAGCAGCUGUGGCGGUACUUCUGGAGGGUACAAGAGCUGCGACAUGUUUCCUACGGGAAUAUCAAGAUUUUCAAAGACAGUGACUUCUUCUACCUUGACGGAUCGGACCCAUCGCAAUCCAACUGGAUGCGAUAUGUUGCUUCGGCAUACAGCUUCUCCGUCAUGAACCUGGUUGCUUGUCAGCACCAGGAGCACAUCUACUUCUACACAAUCCGAGAUAUCAUGCCCAACGAGGAACUGAUGGUGUGGUACUGUCGAGACUUCGCCAAACGGCUUGGGUACGACAUCGACCCCGAACGUGCCACCUACUCAAUCUGUCGGGAGGAAACGCUGAAGAAGACUUACGCGACGAUCACCAAAGCGCCAGUUCCAGCGGAGGUGGCUUACAAUCACGUGAAGCACGUGAUGGGGUUGUACCUGCCAGCGAUCCGAACCGCACCAACACCAAGUCCGUCACCACCGGCUGCCACUUCCACGACGGUUGCACCUGCCACCGUUGUAGUUCCUCCCUCGAAGCAUCAGGUUCAUCAAACGGUAUUGCGUGAAGCGCGCACCACAACCGAAGGGCAUGACCGGUCCCCGAUUAGGAUUGUCAUUCGCGAGCAAAGCCCACCGAUGCGAGCGAUUGCCAAGGAACCGGACGCGGACUCCCCAAUCUCACACAACGGGAAAGAAGCUCACUAUGAACAUCAGCUGACUCCGAACGAUGGAUCGGUUAGGUCAGACGAAGGAUAUCACAGUAAUGGGUAUCAUGAGGACGGGUUCACACCGCCGGAAGACUCUAGCGACAGUGAAAGUGAACACAACUACGUCCUUGAUUGCUCUAAGAAAGCGAUCGAACCGAAGGAAGCCAGUGUGAAGUUGGAGAUUUGUGAUAAGAAUGAGUACCGAAAGGUGAAGAUGAAAAUGCCAUUGAAGUAUGAGUUUAAGAAUAACAAGAACUUCAAGCAUCCCGGUGACAAAGAGGAGACUAUCGAGGAGGAAGAAGUUGUAGUGACGAGAGAAGUUAAGCCGGCUACUAGUACGGUGAUUGUGCUGGAGACAGUACCGGAAACCGUUGUACCGCUGACUAAAGCGUACUACGAACCGGAAACGACGAGCUCCCCUGCGACAUUCAUUCGAUAUACCCCGCCCAGCUCUAGCAUUUUGGAAACGAUACUUACCGGUAGUAGACCAACGGUGGAUGAUCCCCACCUAAGACAACCGAACGCUACACCUCCUCCUACUUCACCUACCGAGAUGGCUUACUCGUACAAAAAAUCUCAACGGUAUGGAACAGCCUGUAGUCCCGACUCCAGUUCGCAAACUCCCAUGGAAUCUGUGGAAAACGGCUCACAGCUGCUACAGGAAUCCAAGCUGAUCAGCAUUGAUCAUCGUGAGUCUCAGUCUCCAACAAUCAUUUACAGCUCCGCUCAUCGACCGCAGCAAUCGCAUUCGCCCAGUUUGUACGAUCCCGCUGCUCACGGUUACGCCAUGUACCCAUCGUCGAACGGAACCGUCAUCAACAGCGCUUCCAGUUCAACCUAUUCUCCGCCUCUGAAUGGCGGUCACUACGAGAGACUGACAACGCACACAAUCCAAUCCCCGAGUGGUUUUGUGCAGCUUCAGGCUAAAGGACAACUGCCACUGAACCAUCCACUGAUGCAACCUCUCCCGCCGCUCACACACAUGUCACCCGGUCAUGUAUCUCCGCCCAGCAGUCUCAGUCCUGACGGUGGCUCCUACUCCCGAAGUGGCAGCCCAAUGAGCCCUGGCAGCCCGGGUUCCCGCGGUUACCGGAGUUUACCGUACCCGUUGCGAAAACGGGACGGUAAGAUGCACUACGAGUGCAACGUCUGCAGCAAAACCUUCGGUCAGCUAUCCAAUCUCAAGGUCCAUCUGCGAACACACUCGGGCGAACGACCCUUCAAGUGCAAUGUCUGUACCAAAUCGUUCACCCAGCUUGCCCACCUGCAAAAACACCAUCUGGUACAUACCGGAGAAAAACCGCACCAAUGUGAUAUCUGCAAGAAGCGAUUCUCGUCCACGUCCAACCUGAAGACGCACCUGAGGCUACACAGCGGCCAGAAGCCGUACGCAUGCGAUCUGUGUCCGCAGAAGUUUACCCAGUUUGUGCACCUGAAGCUGCACAAGCGGCUGCACACCAAUGAUCGGCCGUACGUGUGCCAGGGUUGCGACAAAAAGUACAUCAGCGCCUCCGGUCUCCGAACGCACUGGAAGACGACGAGCUGCAAGCCAAAUAACCUCGAGGAAGAGCUGGCGCUGGCCGCUGCUGCCACCUCCGAGUGUAUGGAUAAAGAUCAGCAGGAAAAUGAGCCGAGAGAAUACUAUGAAAUGCAACAAAUGAAUCAUCCGGCGAGUAUUGGAUCACCUCAGCUUCGGCAUGUUGCUGAUCACGGUUCUCCUACCCAUCUGCUUAGCAUGCCACCACAAUCCCAUCAUCCGGGACACCUUUUUCAGGGUCACCCAGGGCCCGAAGCAGUAAUCCAGAAAGUAGGCAAAAUUCAACACUCGUCAACGAUUAGUAGCAGUAGUAGCAAUAAUAGCAACAACAACAACAACAAUCCCAAUAUUCUCAACGGCAACAUCAUCAACGGCAGCAGCCAGAUGCAUUACCUGGGAGGUCCACUGGUACCGCAAGGACCACCUCCACCUCCGCCACCGCAGCAAGUGCUUCAUCAUGUGCAACCUUCACAAAGCGUCAACACUGGCAGCACUGUGAGCACUGUCACCUCCAAUAACAGUACCAGCAUCGGCACCGAACCGACCAGCCGACCAAGCGUGAUCGAGUCCAGCCAACCGAUGAUCAUCGAGUGCACGUAGCUCCAGGUUAUGGGCCCGGGCCCUCCAGCGGCCCGGCGCCAGGAUAGCGUUAUUCGUGUGACCGGUUAAACAGCAGAACCUAUUUGCAAGCAAAUGAUGAUCUUUCUCGCGUGUAAGAUUUAAGGAUUUAACUGUGAAUACUAAUUUUAAGGCUACUCUCCCCCAACAAACAACAAAAAAUUCUUCCCAUCUCCUUCACUGGCACACACACACUCAUCUAGCUGCUAAGAGAAGCGUAAAUUUAUAUAUUUAUUUUUUACUUAUUAUCAAGCCGAAGCAAAUCAGUAAGAAAGCAAGAAGCAUAUUGUUAAGUGUUCUUAAGAUUUACUAAUUAUACGUGAAGCUGAAAAAGAGAGAGAGAGAGAGAGAGAGAGAGAAAGUAGGAUGGGGAAUAGUACUGAAGUUUGUCAUUUUUCUUGAAACUUUCAAUCGAACCAGUAAACAUUCUCAUAGCGGACAGCUGACCAAAAAGUGCGAAGCUUCUUCGGCUGCCACGUCUCUGUAAAUAUAGUGUAAUAGUGCGUUGGCGUUGAUCGAACCCGAGCAGGACACUGGACACUGUCAUCUCUCAUAUCAUUAUCAUCAUCCCUAGCAUCGUCAUCAUCAUUAUCGUUAGUACCAUAAUCAUCUUCAUCGCCCCAGUUUUAGCAAGUAUUUGUGAAUGUUCCAAAAUUGUAGCAACUGUAUUGUUUAGUAGUUUAGGGAAACAUUGGCUGAUGAAUAGUUAAAGUUUGGUUUUUCCUUUGGUUUAGAACGCCUAGUGGUUACGUGUUUGAUGUAUUUUAAGCGGAUCGCCGCAACUGAUGGGCGAGGGCGGUUGGAGGAUAGAAUAAAAACGUAAAAGGAGAAGGAGAAAUAGAAGAAUGACACUAAUUCAUACGACCAACAGACUGAUAUUUUUUUUUCCUUAUUAACUUUAAUCAAAUCAUCAAUCGUGUAUAGUGAAGGUAAAGAUUUGGCAAUAAGUUUCCAAAAAAAGUUGGUAUAGUAUUUUUUGUUUUUUUUUUUAAUUAGUCGUUAGUUGUAGUGAAUGCUCACACAGAAGGUACGGUUGUGGAAUGGUUGCAUGGCGACCGCGGGAAUGAUUCGGAAAGAUGGACGAAAUGUUUGGUAUGUUCUAUCUUGUAACGAUUUUCAGAACAAUUAUUUUGAAGCAGUGAAAAAAAUUAUUUUCAACGGAAAUUAUUAUUUUUAAACUAUUUUUUUUUUCAAACAAAUAAAUUUUCAUGAAACAUUUCAUUUGGAAAAAUUUGUGUAAAAACACGCCAAACUGUUCCACCUUUAAUCACUCAGUCUGUCGGCAGUCAACCAAACACACACUUUAGAGUUUUUAGGAAAAUUCCCCAGAAGGCUGUCCAUAAGAAAAGCGUUAAUACGAUAGGUACGAACCUAGCUUAAUCUAAUCGGGCAAAUAAGUAAACAGAAAGUAGCACACACACAGCAAGCAAAUUGCAGCGGAGAGAAAAAUGACGAAUUUCCACACCCGUGUCCGCGUCCAGCAGUGUCUCUGUUUUGGCGACCAGGACCGGGUUCUGUACAUUUAUUGCAAAACAAAAUCUACAAGUUAAAUAAUAAAUUUAAAGCAAGUAGUAAGAAAGAAAAAAAAACAAUAAAAUUGAGCAAAAACACUGAAUAACAUAAAUAACGAUAACCUACAGUUAGCUGAAGAUCGGUGCUUUUUUCCAGAAACAAGGGAAGAACUUGAAAAAUCUACAUUAUUUGCAGGUUUUUCGAACAAAAGUUUAACUCUUUAUCUCAGAUUUAAGGAUAACCCAGUACAUUUAAAAGAAAAAAAAAUACAUUGUAUUAAGAUUAACAAAGCGAACAAAGGAAACAUUAAAUGAUAUUUUUAAUAUUCUCGGCUAAAGCCGAACCAGUUAGCGGUUAGCGUCAAAAGCGAACACUUUGAAGGAACAAUUUACGGUGGCCAAAAAACAAUGCAGAACUGACACAGUGUAGACACAGUACUAAACAAUCUAACCGAUUUAUCCAACCAAACUUUUACUAUGCAAGCUGAAUUAGGUAGACUGCUUUUCUCUAAAAUCCAGCUGAGCUUCUGUUAUUGCUCCCAGCAGGAUCGAAAUAAGGCUCUAGAAUAACUCUAUCCAAUGUUUUGUAAAAUCUGGCAGCUUAAAACGAACGUAGCAAAAAAAAAAGAGGAAAUGUUCAAGAUUUAGCAAAAAAUUUAAAAGUCAAAAAAUAGCCAAACAGAAAGUUCCCUAGAGAAAACAACAACCGUAAAACCAAUCGCACGGAAUCCUAAAAGUGUGCAGAAUUCAGCAAGAUUUAACUGUUUGUCAUUAAAAGCAGAAGAAAAAGGUCAAAAACGCAAGCACAUCCCACCGUUCUGUUGAACCCAUCCCAUUUUUACCACCCUCGUCUCCGCACGCUACCCUCUAUCACCAUUACUCGCACCUGAAGUUUUGUGAGGCUGAUGUUUGUUAAACUCUUAUUAGUUUUGUUUGCAUGUUGUAAAUUAACGAGCAGAAAAAAAUAGAAACUUGUGUACUGUGUACAUUGGAGCGAUGAAGAAAUGUAAUAAAAUAAGAUUUUUCUAUCAAAAGAAAGUAAAAAUGUAUCAAAAAUCUUUUAUUUAAUAAAAAAAAAUGAUAACAAUGAAAAAGUUAAGAUAACCGAGUUUGAAGUGGCAUUCGGGCAAAAUGUUGAUCAUUUAGCAUGUUUCUUUUUGAGUUGUUUGUUGCUGGUUACUCGUGUGAGGUUGAUUGAACCCCGUGAAACAAAGGCUUUGCAAUAAAUACUAUUGUAAUGGUUUUCUUUGUCUCAAACCAACAGCAAGGAUUGAUUAGCAAAUGUAUUACGCAAAAAAAGAACACUUGCGAGGAGCAUGAAACAAACUCCAAAUUCCUUUUAAGAGGAGGUGCAUUGACUGAUUAAGUAUAGUAGAGGUAUGAACAGACCAAGCUCUGACUAGUUUUUUAACACCCUCACAUUAUUUUGAUAACGCAGGCAGCUUUUUUCGGUUUGUUCGGUAAAAUUUUCUACUCUGUAUGUCGAAGCCAUUUGCCCGAUUACGGGAGAAUUUUCUAAUAUUAGCGGUUCAAACAAAAUGGUUAGAAAGCAAUCAAAGACACAGAAUGACAGCUUAGAAUCGGAACACAAAAUUGGGUUCGUUACCGGUGCAGGGCCAAUGCAACCGCAAUUGUACAGAUCUGAGUUUUUUACUACACAAAAUUGAAUUGUGAAGAAGUUAAAAACGGCACCAGAGAUGGUCGCUUGACAGACACACAGAAACACACAGGCACACCUGCAAAUAAUAUUAACUUCACAACUAGGAAGGCAUCAUUAGUCCGUAGGAACCAAAACAGUACUGAAUUUGUAUAAAAUUGGAUUAAAAACAACUAUAAAGCAAAUAAUCUUCAAGGUAACAGUUUAAAAAACAAAGUACGAUAAUAAUUAUUGAAGCGAUAAUGCUAUGGAAAAACUUUAUAAAAAUAUAAAAUCUUCAUUGAAAAACAA
Messenger RNA from Wyeomyia smithii (pitcher-plant mosquito), 7953 nucleotides. RefSeq names its product PR domain zinc finger protein 1 (gene Blimp-1). The coding region runs from base 1351 to 4476 and encodes 1041 amino acids. NCBI's taxonomy places the organism in Eukaryota, Metazoa, Arthropoda, Insecta, Diptera, Culicidae. Gene Ontology annotation, biological process: regulation of transcription by RNA polymerase II; cell fate commitment. Gene Ontology annotation, cellular component: cytoplasm; nucleus. Gene Ontology annotation, molecular function: DNA-binding transcription repressor activity, RNA polymerase II-specific; RNA polymerase II cis-regulatory region sequence-specific DNA binding; histone deacetylase binding. The record is from RefSeq and is a predicted model, not a curated record. The transcript has 7 exons.